Molecule: messenger RNA, 2359 nt
Organism: Siniperca chuatsi (mandarin fish)
Lineage: Eukaryota; Metazoa; Chordata; Actinopteri; Centrarchiformes; Sinipercidae
Gene: acadm
Product: acyl-CoA dehydrogenase medium chain
Exons: 12
Coding region: 107-1381 (424 amino acids)
Biological process (GO): fatty acid beta-oxidation; medium-chain fatty acid catabolic process
Cellular component (GO): mitochondrion
Molecular function (GO): medium-chain fatty acyl-CoA dehydrogenase activity; flavin adenine dinucleotide binding
Source: RefSeq, a predicted model, not a curated record
GGCUGCUGUGAUUGGCUGAGAGAGCGUAGGGCUCUUAUUUAUAUGUAGGACAAAGGUAGUGGUCAGUCAAGUCUGUUUAUGCAGUUUGUGCGCUAGCGACUUAAGGAUGCUGUUGAACAAGGUGCUCAAAGCCAGUGUGCGGUCUGGGAUCCGGCUGCAGAGCUCAGGUGCUUCUGCAACCAGUGUUGCAGCAUCUCAAAGCGGCCACUCUGCAUCGCUCGGCUACUCAUUUGAGCUGACGGAUCAGCAAAAGGAGUUCCAACAGCUGGCGAGGAAGUUUUCACGUGAAGAGAUCAUCCCUGCUGCACCUGCUUAUGACAGGAGCGGCGAAUAUCCUUUCCCCAUCAUCAAGAAAGCAUGGGAGCUUGGUCUAAUGAACGGUCACAUUCCACAGGACUAUGGUGGAAUGGGCUUGUCAAUCUUUGAUAACUGCCUCAUCACAGAAGAGUUGGCUUAUGGCUGCACAGGAGUACAAACUGCUAUCGAAGCAAACUCUCUGGGACAAAUGCCUGUUAUUUUAGCUGGCAGUGAUGCACAGAAGAGAAAAUACCUGGGAAGGAUGACUGAGGAGCCUCUUAUGUGUGCGUACUGUGUCACGGAGCCCGGGGCGGGCUCGGAUGUGGCCGGCAUCAAGACCCGAGCUGUAAAGAUGGGUGAUGAGUAUGUUGUUAACGGGCAGAAGAUGUGGAUCACCAAUGGUGGGAAAGCUAACUGGUACUUCCUCCUGGCCCGCUCUAACCCUGAUCCUAAAUGUCCAGCCAGCAAAGCUUUUACUGGCUUCAUUGUGGAUGCUGACACUCCAGGAAUUCAAAUAGGAAGGAAGGAGAUGAACAUGGGCCAAAGGUGCUCUGAUACCAGAGGCAUCACCUUUGAGGAUGUGAGGAUACCGAAAGAGAACGUCCUGAUCGCAGAGGGAUCUGGCUUCAAAAUUGCCAUGGGUGCCUUCGACAACACCAGGCCACCAGUGGCAGCAGGAGCAACAGGCCUGGCACAGAGGGCACUUGAAGAAGCUACCAAUUAUGCUCUGGAGAGGAAGACCUUUGGCAAAGUUAUUGCUGAGCAUCAGGCUGUGUCCUUCCUCCUGGCUGAGAUGGCGAUGAAGGUGGAACUGGCCAGGAUGGCAUACCAGAGGUCCGCCUGGGAAGUGGACCAGGGCCGCAGAAACACCUACUACGCCUCCAUCGCCAAGGCUUUCGCGGGAGACAUCGCCAAUCAGGUUGCCUCUGACGCUGUUCAGGUGUUUGGCGGCAACGGCUUCAACAGCGAAUACCCGGUAGAGAAGCUGAUGAGAGACGCCAAGAUCUACCAGAUCUAUGAAGGCACAGCUCAAAUCCAAAGACUCAUUAUUGCCCGAGAACACCUGGGAAGAUUCAAGAAAUGAUCUCUGCACACCUGACUUGCCCUCAUUCAAAUGUACUUUGUUGUAACUUUUCUAUACAUAUGUGUUCCUGGAAAUAGAUCUGAUUACUUAAACUCAGGAUAUAGUUGUAAAACGUUUGCCUUAACAUCACUUCAUCCUGCCUUGUUUUUUUUUUUUUUUUUUUUUUUUUGGACUGUUCCAGUUCCUGAAUUGGUAGACAGCAGUCCACCUUUUUUAUAAUCAGAGAACAUCAAAACCCAUUAAGACCUGUCCCAUUUUAGAAGACAUUUCCAAAUGCAGCUCAGCACUGCGGCCUUACUUUGUGACUUAAUGAGUUGACAAGAAUCGCCACAUUAGCCUCUGCAGGUUGUAAAUAAUGGCAGCCAGGUAAAAGCCUGGAUACUGCGACAAACGGGACAUUACAAAAACUAUUCUGUCAUUAUUUGCCAGUUGUCCAUCAUACAUUAAACUGUAAAGCUGUUUAUAUCUGGUAUAAGUUUGUCGGUUUGAAGGCAAGUUGAUGCCGAUAAACUUGGACAUAUUUGACUUUAUAAGUUGACAAGGGCGUCCAAAACUCACACCAUUAGGUUUGAUUUAUUUUGUUUAUUUUUUUCUCACCAGAAUGUGUAAGAAAUAUAGGAAUGUGUCUAAUGAGUUAACAACUGUAAAAAUGCAUCUUGUCUGAAAAUGGUUUUGUCAGAUUUAGCAAAUUAGGUCCUUACCAAUUGCUGUCAGUUCUACAUUACUACCCCAAUACCCAUUAUGGAGAGGCAGCAGCUUUACACUUAACCAUGGAGAACCUCUGCAGAAAGUAUGAAUGUAAUAUGUAGACUGUGGUUCAGCUGUCACUUUUUGACAACACAUGACAUAAUGGUGAAUUCAUCUGAAGCUUUUAAGUCUGUAUAUCAUCCAUUUAUUAAAUUAUUCAGUUCAAUAUAAAGCUGAUCAUGUUUUGUGUGGACAUCGAUAAUGGAAAUAAAAAGGUGUUUUCAUCUUGAA